AUGGAGAAAAAAGAUAUUUCGAAGAUGCUUAGGAGGGAGCUCAUCUUGGAGCUCCACAAGCAGAGAGCGGAGAAUGAUAAGCAGGAAGAGCUGAUCCAGGCCAAAAUCCAUCUGAUCACCCUGCGCAACCAGGUGCAGGAGGAGAAAAGGAAAUCCGAGGAGCUGCAAGAGAAACUAGCGAUCCAGGAUAAGGAUUUGAAGCCAUUUAUCGACAGGGAGAACCAGAGUCUGUUGGCCAAACUGGAGAAGAUAACCGAAGGAAACAAAUGUUACUUCUGCAAGUUGAAGUUUCAAUCGGAAACCCAUCGCCGAGCUAUUUUAAAAUGCGGACACGUAUUCGGGGAAAUGUGCAUUCAUACUUAUUUGAUACUGCACAAAAACUGCCCCAUCUGCGAUUUUCCGGCUGUUUUAUGGGAUAUAUGCACGAGGUGGCGAAAGCUAAGCGAGAAUUCGGCGGCAGAUGACAAGGACAACGCCACGCACAUGGCGGCAAGGCUACAACAAGGAUACAGGAUACGGCCAACCGGAUAUUAA
Molecule: messenger RNA, 534 nt
Organism: Drosophila suzukii
Lineage: Eukaryota; Metazoa; Arthropoda; Insecta; Diptera; Drosophilidae
Source: RefSeq, a predicted model, not a curated record